CUAAUAUCAUCCCUCUCGAGAAGAGAUUACGCCGCGCAUUUUUAGGGUUUCAGAGAUCGGCAGAUUUUCACAUUCACAAACAUGACGACUCAGAUCAGCAAGAAGAGAAAGUUUGUAGCAGACGGUGUGUUCUACGCUGAAUUGAAUGAGGUUCUUACAAGAGAGCUAGCAGAGGAUGGUUACUCUGGUGUGGAGGUUAGGGUAACUCCAAUGAGGACUGAGAUUAUCAUCAGAGCUACACGUACUCAGAAUGUUCUCGGUGAGAAGGGAAGGAGAAUUAGGGAAUUGACAUCCCUUGUCCAGAAGAGAUUCAAGUUUCCAGUAGACAGUGUUGAGCUUUAUGCCGAGAAGGUCAACAACAGAGGUCUCUGUGCCAUUGCUCAAGCUGAAUCUCUACGAUACAAGCUUCUAGGUGGUCUCGCUGUUCGUAGGGCUUGCUAUGGUGUAUUGAGGUUUGUUAUGGAGAGUGGAGCUAAGGGAUGCGAGGUCAUUGUGAGUGGAAAGCUCCGUGCAGCAAGAGCCAAGUCUAUGAAGUUCAAGGAUGGUUACAUGGUGUCAUCUGGUCAACCAACUAAGGAAUACAUUGACUCUGCAGUGAGACAUGUUUUGCUUAGACAGGGUGUGUUGGGAAUCAAGGUUAAGGUUAUGCUUGAUUGGGAUCCUAAGGGCAAAUUAGGACCAAUGACACCAUUGCCUGAUGUUGUGAUCAUUCAUUCUCCUAAGGAAGAAGAGACUUACGUUGCACCUGCUCAGGUUGCUGCCCCGGCUGCUCUCAUAGCGGAAGCUCCACUUACAGCCGUAGAUUACCCAGCGAUGAUCCCAGUCGCCUAGAAAAAUCCUUGUACUAGUCUAUGUUUUCAACUGUUCUUCCUCUUUUGACAGAUUAUAGCUUCUCGUAUCUUCGAAUCAGACACGUUUCCUCUGUUCUUAUUCGAAAAUUAUCUCAAGUUUCCAAUGUUGAAAACUUGAAA
Molecule: messenger RNA, 971 nt
Organism: Arabidopsis lyrata subsp. lyrata
Lineage: Eukaryota; Viridiplantae; Streptophyta; Magnoliopsida; Brassicales; Brassicaceae
Product: 40S ribosomal protein S3-2
Exons: 5
Coding region: 82-831 (249 amino acids)
Biological process (GO): translation
Cellular component (GO): cytosolic small ribosomal subunit; nucleus
Molecular function (GO): RNA binding; structural constituent of ribosome
Source: RefSeq, a predicted model, not a curated record